AUCACACUCCUUCUCGAUUCUCUCGCUCCUUCCUGACCCAUUACGUCGAGUUUCUAAAGAGCCUUAAGAGAACUGAAAACGGGCUUUCAACUACGGGGACGUGCCUAGAACAAGCGAGAGCAUCACCGACAAGACAAGAUGGAUCCCUACUCUUCGGAAGGCGAAUUAAUCAACAUCCACGCUGCGUUCCACCAGUACCAGUAUCAAUCAGUACUCGACGACUUUGACCCAUCAUCCUUCUCGGCCGAGAACCACCUGCCCGCGCGGGUCCUCCAAUUGCGCGCCCGCAUUGCGCUUGGCCAGGGCCAGGAAGUGCUCAGCGAGGUCGCGGGCGCCAAGGAGCCCGAGCUGAACGCUGUCGGAGCACUGGCGGAGCUGAGCCUUGGAAAGGAGGAUUCUGCGGCCGCAUCGAUCGAGAAGCUGCUGGCCGAUGGUGGGGAUGCCGUGGCUGAGAAUGCCAUCGUGCAGGUUGUGGGGGGCACCGUGCUCGCGAGCGUGGGCAAGGCGGACGAGGCGCUGCAGCUGUUGGGCCGCCACCAGGGGAACCUCGACGCAGUUGCCAUGAUUGUACAGAUCCAUCUGCAACAGAACCGCAACGACCUGGCAUUGAAAGAGGUCACUGCCGCGAGGCGGUGGGCCCAAGACAGCAUCCUGGUGAACUUGGCAGAGUCCUGGGUCGGACUGAGACUGGGCGGCGAAAAGUACCAGCAAGCAUUCUACGUCUUCGAAGAACUCGCGCAAGCACCAUCCACCUCCUCCGUUCAAACACUCGUCGCGCAGGCAGUGGCAGAGCUGCACUUGGGAAGGACAGAAGAGGCCCAGUCCGCGCUGGACCAGGCGCUGAAGAAGGACCCCAGCAAUACCGAGGCGAUUGCCAACUCGCUGGUGCUGCAGGUGAUCAUUGGGAAGGACGCCGGAGAGCUGACAGCAUCCCUGAAGAAGGCGGCGCCCGAGCAUGCGCUGCUGAAAGACCUUGAGGAGAAGAGCAGUCUUUUCGAUACGGCGGCGGCAAAGUUCAGCGCAAAGGUCUCGGCGUAAAGGGGACAUCAUUACAGGAGCAUGUGAGCGGGAGACAUGUCACUCUUAAUUGCUUAUGAGCAGCGGAAAUGGAAAUGAUAGACUUGAUCAAACAAAUCGCUGCCCUAGACCAAGAGCACGGUCGGACAGUUCUGGCAGUGCUGACAUUGGGGUAUGCAUCUUCUGUCCUUCGAAACUCUGGGCAGUGCCCAUCCAUCUCCAGUACAUCACAGCGCAAGCGAGGUUGGGCAUUUGGUGCUGAGCACUCCCCGAGUGCUGAUUUGGGAUCGUCCUUUGAAGCAGACGAGACAGGGGGAUAACAAGGGAGGGUUGGCUAUCCCCGGCGUGACCGCGGCAGACUUGUUGUAUGUGGCCGCGUGGGCGCGUGGGCGCGUGGGCCAUGGGGCGUGGGCUGUGGUGUGGUCAGAUCUAAAUAAAUCCUGGGUGUAUGAGUGGUUCAGCCUUGUUUGGAUGUACGGACUUUACAGAGCAUCCGAAGCUUCCGAACCGCCCACUGUCGAUGGAGUAGAUAUGUAAGCAACAUCUGUCCGAAGGCGCGAGACCACAACUCUUCCUCUAAUUUACUCUGGUCUCCUCACCUGAAUAAUUUGGCCUGACCUGUUUAUACUCAACCUUCAGGACUUGUGGGCUUUUGUUCUGGCCAUCCCAAGGUCCACGCUGUGGCGGUCAGAUCAAGGGCGCCGUCGCCACUACUCGAUAAUGCUCAAGUGCUCAGUUAGAGCACAGGCGAGCCCCUCACCCUUCCCAUACACAACACACAACACAUCGUCUUCUUCACUGAACUGUGAGCAUUGAUCCCUGCUCGUGGCCAAGAUCCUCAUGGCCUCCAUGCGCACCUCCAGCCGGGCACUCGUUCCCAUGUCUUUAUAUCUUCGGGGCCGCCUUGUACGGGAUGCUCUAGAGCUAGCGAUCGGUUGGCUGCUGGCAUCUCACUUUCCGUUCACCAACUUGGUCGUCUACGACGGCUCUUGCGAUGAUCGGCCUGCUACAAGUGUACGGCCGGGGCAUCUCAUCAGAACAUUUCAUCAGAAAAGCUGGUUCUCGCAGCCUUGGUUAUGACUCCUACGUGCAGGAGUCGCCAGCAGCCUGGAAGAAACGCGAAACCCAAGUGGGUUCGCCUGCCGACAUCCUCAGCAAGGGAUGAUGCAGCCAGCAACAUCAACAUCGAAACCGAAGCAACUGUGUGCGUCGUCGAUCUUACCACAACCACGACCUGGCCGCCCGGCGCGUUCAACGUUGCCUGCGCGAUCCCGACUCCACGAACCCAAGCAGAUGACGCCUUCGUACUCCAACAACUACGCGCCGCCUUCCUCACAGAGACCCUGGCCCUGGGUCUGGGUGCUCACGUUGCCAUCCGGAUGUUGACAAGGUGGCCGAAGCUGCGCGAACCUGGAGGAAUUACUGUGGUACCCAACGCCAAGACGGAUAUCGACAGCUUGGGAGCCGAGAUCACAUUAGGAAGUUGAAUCCGCCCCCGGUCGCCAUUGGGUUUACGAACAUGUGCUCAGGGUACACUUGGCUCAAUAGCGGACGGGCUAAGCGAUGGUGGCUUCGGAAACUCGAACGACAGCCUCUCCCAAGCAGUUGGAACCGAGCCACGGCUGCCACGGCGUGGGCUGCACGAUCCUUCUUGCCUUCGUCCUGUGGGUGGCGGAAGGCAGGCCGUUGCCAAAAAGAAAUCACUCACAACAGGUGACAUCGGGCGGCUUGGAUUGCUAGUGCAUGCGAGGCCGUACUAUAUCCCAAGAGAAUGGAAAUGAGGACAUGCAGGUCACAGCCAUCAGAAGCUGCACGGCUCCAGGAUGGUGUGCAACCCUGCAACCACCCGCCGGCGAGAUCGUCCUCCCUGAGCGCCAGAAACAAUGCGAUAGCCGGCCCAUUUGGACGAAUUGUGUGUGCGAGCGUGACAGCACAGCGGUCAAACAAUACAGGACACAUUCGACCCAAGAUACCCCCGGGGAUUACCGCAGGGCGGACACAGGAGGAAAAGAAUCCAGUCGUUAAACGCACCCACCAGCAACACAACCUUCCUCCAGGCUAGUGAUAAUUUGGGUGCAUGUGCGGGACUGGACCGGGGGGCUGCAAGAGUUCACCGAAAGAGAUGAAUGGUCCCGGAGGAGCGGAGGCGCGUCGUGCUAGCUGCUGAGGGGAGUUCGCCGAGGCUUUUUUACCGAGCCAAGAGACGCCGCAAGCCAUCGAAUGUCUUGCGGUU
Molecule: messenger RNA, 3250 nt
Organism: Diaporthe batatas
Lineage: Eukaryota; Fungi; Ascomycota; Sordariomycetes; Diaporthales; Diaporthaceae
Exons: 3
Coding region: 139-1038 (299 amino acids)
Biological process (GO): retrograde vesicle-mediated transport, Golgi to endoplasmic reticulum; intra-Golgi vesicle-mediated transport; endoplasmic reticulum to Golgi vesicle-mediated transport
Cellular component (GO): COPI vesicle coat
Molecular function (GO): structural molecule activity; protein binding
Source: RefSeq, a predicted model, not a curated record